GCGAAUUGUUAUUGGAGACUGGAAACAACGUAAUGUAAACAGCGAUCUUGCCGAAAAUACUCAUAUAUUUUUAACGAAAGAUCGAUAUUAGAAUCCACAAAAAUGGAGAAUAAUAACUUGGAUCAUACAAAUGGGUAUGCUAGCUAUCCUAAUCUAGAAGAACAACUCAAAGAAAGUAACGAAAAAGAAAAAGAUUCGAUGGAAGUUCCCUCGACUCCGYUWCAACCUACAUCWCCUGCACCACAAGAUAAAGUACAAGAAACUGACUUCGAUUUUUGGAAAGUGAACAGUUAUAAAAAGACRGUUAGGCGAGUAGACGAUGGCGCUAAGAUGGCUGAUGAUUUUAUGAAGAUGGUUAGCGAGAGAGCAGAGCUAGAAAGCCAGUACUCUUUAAAGUUACAAGGCUGGAGUAAAAAAUGGUCUGACUUGAUAUCUAAAGGUCCUGAAUAUGGUUCCUGUAAAUCAUCCAUGCUUGAAUUUACACAGGAAGCCCAACAGCUAGCUGUAAUCCAYUGUGAGCUUCAGAAUCAGUUGAUAAACAAUGUAUAUAACAGUAUAACGUCAUGGAAGGCUGAAAACUAUCAUAAGUCCUUGUUGAGCUGGAAAGAAACYAAAAUAGCUGAAGAGAGUUUUAGUAAAGCRCAGAAACCUUGGGCAAAGAAGUAUGACGAAGUAAUGAAAUGCAAGAGGUCUUACUUCACAGCUUGCAGAGCACGCGAUCAAGCCGAGAAACUCUACAACAACAGCACUGUCGAAUCAAGUAACGUGACAGAGGAACAGACCAAGAAACUUAAAGACAAACUUACUAAAUCAGAAACCGAGGUGUCUUCCACUCAGUCAAAAUACAAGGAGGCCAUUCGCGAUAUGACAAACUACAACCCAAAGUACAAAGAAGACAUGAUUUUUGUCUUUGACAAGUUGCAAGAGACUGAAGAGAAGAGAAAAACGUUUGUCAAGGAGACGAUGAGAUCACUUUGUAAAUGUCUUGAUCCAGGACAGUUCUUUGAAAGCAUUCAACAGCUUUACCGCUGCACAUUGGAAGUGCAUGAGUCAUUGGUGUGUUAG
This is a messenger RNA of Exaiptasia diaphana, 1065 nucleotides long. RefSeq names its product protein kinase C and casein kinase substrate in neurons protein 1. The record is from RefSeq and is a predicted model, not a curated record. Lineage: Eukaryota; Metazoa; Cnidaria; Anthozoa; Actiniaria; Aiptasiidae. Gene Ontology annotation, biological process: regulation of endocytosis; cytoskeleton organization; plasma membrane tubulation. Gene Ontology annotation, cellular component: plasma membrane; cytoplasm; endosome. Gene Ontology annotation, molecular function: phospholipid binding. The coding region runs from base 103 to 1065 and encodes 320 amino acids. The transcript has 4 exons.